AUGUCUUGGGCAGGUCCAAACGGUAAUAACAAUCCUUGGGGUCGCCCAGGUGGCCCUCAAGGCCUCUGGAGCUUCAUCCACUCCCUCGACCCCAACAUGCGCGCCGGCGCCGGUGUAGACCACUCCACCGGCCCCGGUCCCUGGGCAAACUUCCCCCCAGGCUUCCCCUUCCACGGUGCCGAACACCCCUUUGGCGGCGGCCCCGGUGGCCCUGGCGGCUGGGGAGGUCCCUACGGCGGUUGGGGUGAUUUCCGCGGUGGAUUCGGUGGUCGUCGCCGCGGUGGCGGUCGAUGCGGCGGCAGAGGUCACCACGGACGACGCGGCGACAUGAACGACGGCGAGGGCGAGGUCGUCGACGAGACCAUGCGCAACGCAGACGAUACCCCCGAAGAGGGCGACUUCUCCGACAAGGAAAAGGACGACUCCCCCGAUACCAUGCGUGACGGUCCCAACGAAGACGGCCCCGAGCACGCAGGUCAUCCCCAUCCCCACCCUCACCACCACCAUGGCCCCGGCCGCCGCGGCGGUCCAGGCCGCGGAGGUCGCGGAGGUCGCUUCGGCGGUGGACCCCCCGGCGGCGGAUCCGAUCCCUGGGGCGCGCGCCACAGCAGACACGGCCACCACGGCCACCGGGGCCCACCACCUCCCCCCGCCGGCACCUUUGAUUUCGCAAACUGGCAAGAGUGGCUGAACCAGUUCGCCGACCACCCCUUUGCCCAACAAGUCCGCGACUGGGCCACCCGCUUCGGCGGUCUCAACAACAACGCCGCCGGCACCCGCGAUGGUGGUGCGGCCGCCGACAACGACAACGCCGACAUGGACUCGGCAUUCACGCCCCCCGUCGACGUCUUCUCCACGGACCGCGCCUAUGUGCUGCACUUUGCCCUCCCCGGCGCCAAGAAGGAGGACGUCGGCGUGAACUGGGACGCCGACAGGGGCGAGCUACGCGUCGCGGGCGUGGUGUACCGGCCCGGCGACGAGGACUUCCUGGCGACUUUGGCGUCCGGGGAGCGGAGGAUCGGAAUGUUUAGCCGGUCUGUGCCGCUGCCGCCUCGUACGCGUCAGAAUGCUCCUGCUGCCUCGGAGAGAGGGGAGGAGAUUGACGCGCUGGCUAUCACGGCCAAGAUGGAGGAUGGAAUCUUGGUGGUGACUGUGCCCAAGGUCGAGAAGGAGUGGACUGAGAUUCACAAGGUUGACAUCGAGUAG
Colletotrichum tamarilloi is the source of this 1206-nucleotide messenger RNA. RefSeq lists its product as uncharacterized. The transcript is spliced from 2 exons. Gene Ontology annotation, biological process: protein complex oligomerization; response to salt stress; response to hydrogen peroxide. The coding region runs from base 1 to 1206 and encodes 401 amino acids. Lineage: Eukaryota; Fungi; Ascomycota; Sordariomycetes; Glomerellales; Glomerellaceae. The record is from RefSeq and is a predicted model, not a curated record.